GACCUGCUCAGUGUCUCUGGAUGCCAUAGAGGAGCUAUGUAAUGACAUGGGACUGCACAGACUGGAGGCCAUGGAUGAGUACGCUAUAUUCCUGGUUAUUCACCGAGGUCAGAAUGUCCGUCCCCUCAAUAAGAGAGAGUACAUCCUGGACAUUACUACGGAGGCGGAGCCAGUGGACAGUAACUACAGCCUGUGGUUCAGGAGGGUCGUCUGGACUCAGACGCUCAAAGUUGACAACGAGCUCUGUGUCACCAUGCAUUAUAACCAGGUGUUGCCAGACUAUCUGAAGGCCUUGCUGAGUGUGGUUGCUCAGAGUAAAGCCAGUGAGCAGCAGCUGCAGCAGCUGGCCAAGCUUGGAGCAUUACAGCACCGGGCUAAAGAUACCGUCUUCCUGCCCAGCAUAGGUGAGGUCCAGGACUAUGUCCCUCCACAGCUCUACAUCAGACAGCCUCCUCAGUCCUGGCUCAACAUGGUCACUCAGCAUAUGCAGCAGGUCUCUCCUCUGAGUCCUCACCAGGCCAAGGCUCAGUUCCUCGGUCUGGUCAGCACAUUCCCCAUGUUUGGCUCCUCCUUCUUCUACAUCCAGUCCAGCAGCAGCAUCUCCAUCCCGGCUCCCUGUGUGCUGGCUGUCAACCAGAACGGCCUGCACUUCCUGCACAAGGACUCGCAUGAGGCCACGGUGCGUUACCCUCUGAAGGACAUCCAGUCCACCAGAACCCAGAGACCAACAGGGGCCUCCAGUUCGUCCUGUCCCUACGUAGACAUUCUGCUGGGAGACCUGCUGACUCAGCGCAUCACACAGCUGCACCUGGAACAGGGUCUGGAGCUGUGUCGGGUCAUUGCCAUGCACAUGGAGAACAUGCUGUCUGUCCGGGAGAAGAGACUCACCCUGCCACCUAGCGAGAUCACUCUGUUAUAACACACUGUCUGUCUGUCUGUCUGUCUGUCUGUCUGUCUGUCUGUCUGUCUGUCUGUCUGUCUGUCUGUCUGUCUGUCUGGGAGAAGAGACUCUGGUAGAUUUGAUCGUUCUGUCUCUGAAUCAACGAAGGUGUUUACAGAUGGACCAUCUCUUCCUGAAUCAGCGGCGGAGGUGUUUUCAGAUGGACCAUCUCUUCCUGAAUCAGCGGCGGAGGUGUUUUCAGAUGGACCAUCUCUUCCUGAAUCAGCGGAGGUGUUUUCAGAUGGACCAUCUCUUCCUGAAUCAGCGGAGGUGUUUUCAGAUGGACCAUCUCUUCCUGAAUCAGCGGAGGUGUUUUCAGUCUCGUAGUCUCUCUUCUCUG
Messenger RNA from Salmo salar (Atlantic salmon), 1280 nucleotides. Lineage: Eukaryota; Metazoa; Chordata; Actinopteri; Salmoniformes; Salmonidae. The record is from RefSeq and is a predicted model, not a curated record.